UCUUGCCUCCUAAGUUUGCUCGACAAAUCUCAAACAUGGUGGGUGAGAAAAUCCAACUUGAAGACAUCACAAAAAAGAUUUGGACAGUAACAAUAUCCGAGGUUGAAGGUUCUUUAGCAUUCGAAAAUGGUUGGGAUUAUUUUUCAAAUGAUCACAAUUUGGAAAUAGGCGAUUUAUUAGUUUUUGAAUGGGUCAAAAGUUCUCAUUUCUCAGUUCAAAUCUAUGAUAGAACUGGUUGUCCAAGGUUUAAGUUCUCGAUGAACAACAACAUAAUGAAAAGGAAAAGAAACAUCAACAAAUCUACAAACAUUGUUCAAGACAUGAAUCCCAACACCACUACUGUUGUUGUUCCUCACCCUGAUUUCGAUAUGAAUUAUUCGAAAUCUGGAACAGAGUUUACAGAGGAAACAUUUUACAUGAUAAAUCGCAUAAACAACAACAAUAGUAAUAACAUUGUUGGAUGUCAUGAAGAUCAAAGUCGAAGAAGUUUGUUAUUCGACUUGUCGAGUUUUGAGAAACCGAAAACAAUGAUGUUGCCUCUGCCUCUACCUCCACGAUAUGAUCAUAAGGAAUCUGUUUUAAGAACUUCCCGACUUCUUUGUGAUGCUGUUUGUAAAGUCCCCCAGCCAAAGGAAAGGAUCAAGACCACACCAUGGGUUGUUAAUGAUACUAAGAUGGUGGUUAGGAAUCAUCAAACUACUAGAGAUCAAGUUCAUCUUCCUUUAUCUGUUAAAAGAGAACCAAUUGAUGCCAAUGAUGUUCAAUUUAUUAUGUCGGUCACUUGGAAAGGAUUACUGAGCAUAUCGAGAGGAUUAGAAGAUAUUUUGACAGGAUUAUCGAGGAAAAGGACAAAGAUCAUUCUUCUUCGAGGAUAUGAUAUUUCAUCGAUGCCUGUUCUUUAUCACGAUGGGUUUCAAUCGAAAUUUAUUGGAGAUGGAUGGGAGGCUUUUCUCAAGAUAAAUAAUGUCAAGGAAGGCGAAUGUGUCGUGUUCAAACUCGAGAACAAAUCCGAAUUUAUCUUUAGUAGGAAGUAAUCAUUUGUUUAUCUUUUG
Impatiens glandulifera is the source of this 1052-nucleotide messenger RNA. RefSeq lists its product as uncharacterized. The coding region runs from base 36 to 1034 and encodes 332 amino acids. Lineage: Eukaryota; Viridiplantae; Streptophyta; Magnoliopsida; Ericales; Balsaminaceae. The record is from RefSeq and is a predicted model, not a curated record. Gene Ontology annotation, molecular function: DNA binding. The transcript has 3 exons.